Messenger RNA from Durusdinium trenchii, 1032 nucleotides. The record is from the annotation of a GenBank genome assembly. NCBI's taxonomy places the organism in Eukaryota, Dinophyceae, Suessiales, Symbiodiniaceae.
AUGUGGCCAAGCAGACUCCAGGCUUUGACCUUCGGCGACAGAUUCAACCAAAGUUUGGCAGAUGUCACCCUGCCAAGUAGCCUGCAGGCUUUGACCUUCGGCAAUAGCUUCAACCAAAGCUUGGAAGGCGUCACCUUGCCAAGCUCUCUUCAGACUUUGACCUUUGGGGGUGGCUUUGGGCAUAGCUUGGAAGGUGUCACUUGGCCAAAGGGCUUGCAGACUUUAGACUUCCGCAACGGUCCUGAUCAAAGCUUGGAAGGCAUUACUUGGCCAAGCAGCCUGGAGACUUUGACCUUCGGCUUCAGUUUCGAUGAGAGUUUGGAUGGUGUCUUCUUCCCCAAGACUUUGCGAACUUUGAAGUUUGGCGAAGCGUUCAACCAAAGCUUGGGGGGUGUUACGUUGCCAAGCGGUUUGGGGGCUUUGACCUUUGGCUUUCUGUUCGAGCAGAGCUUGGAAGGUGUUACGUUUCCCAGCAGCCUGCAGUCUUUGACCUUUGGCCAAGAAUUCAACCAGAGCUUAGAAGGCGUGAUUCUACCCAGUGGGCUGCAAACUUUGACCUUUGGCAAUUGUUUUUGCCAGAGCCUGGAGGGUGUCACUUUGCCCAGCAGCCUGCAGACUUUGAAGUUUGGCCAGCAGUUCAAUCGAAGCUUACAACGUGUUUCCUUGCCUAGCAGCCUGCAGGCUCUAAACUUUGGCGAGGGGUUUGACCAAAGCUUGGAAGGCGUUUCCUGGCCAAGCAGCCUGCAGACUUUGAAGUUUGGCGAUGAGUUUGACCAGAGCUUGCAAGAUGUGACAUGGCCAAGCAGCUUGCAGAACUUGACCUUGGGUGUUGGCUUUGAUCAGCCUGCCGGGCUUGCAAACCUCUCCUUGCCCGGCUUGCGCACCUUGAGCUGCGACAAGGAGCUUGAGGACAUUUUGGAGCCCAGCUUUCAGGGAGCUUUGCAUGAAUUCCGCUGGAGACCCGAUGCGGCGGAGACCCGACCGUCCUCGGGACACGGCCCGGUCCAGAGUCAGAGCAGCUUUGUUCGAUAA